Dentiscutata erythropus is the source of this 227-nucleotide messenger RNA. NCBI's taxonomy places the organism in Eukaryota, Fungi, Glomeromycota, Glomeromycetes, Diversisporales, Gigasporaceae. The record is from the annotation of a GenBank genome assembly.
AUGAACAGAAACAAUAGACUAUUGGAAUAUGCUGUCCAGGCAAAGUUUGUAAGCAUUUUCAAGGAGUUACUUGCUGCAGCUCACACGAGUCUCCUUUAUCGUGUCUUGGCAGAAGCAAAGGAGAGUGAUGAAGACAGUCAAUGUUGUAGACAACUCGAUAUUCUCUUCCAUGAUCAUGAUUUGCCUCUUUUUGGGUUUGAGCUUGUGAUAUCUGCUACUCAAAAUGU